Messenger RNA from Zasmidium cellare ATCC 36951, 567 nucleotides. RefSeq lists its product as uncharacterized. The transcript has a single exon. Lineage: Eukaryota; Fungi; Ascomycota; Dothideomycetes; Mycosphaerellales; Mycosphaerellaceae. Bases 1 to 567 code for a protein of 188 amino acids. The record is from RefSeq and is a predicted model, not a curated record.
AUGACUCCAGGCUACAACACCACUCUCGGCCUGCAGUGGCUCGAACCUGGCGGUGCCAUCAUUUUCGUACAGAGUGACUAUUCGGACACCAUCUCGUCUAUUACAGAUGCCACUUGCAUCGUUACGGACCUCGUCACAAACGGCGUGAACAUCCCAAGCCGCAUAGCAGCAUUGGGUGCAUUCGAGCACGGUGCAGCUUUGAUGGAGAUGUACCCCGUCUCUGAAGGUAUCUUCGCAGCGUUCGGUUCGUACAAUCCUCGUUGGAGUUGCACGGAGGCAUUUCGUAGUGCCGGUCGCCAUAUUCAGCGAUACAAAGGCGCACAGCAACAUCAUCUUCUGGUCGGCUGCAAUAGCUUGAGCGACCCGCUCGACACGAGCAGGGCGAGACGGCUUGGUGGGAUGCUACAAAGUUUUAAGUAUCGUGUCCACUACUAUGAGUCGGGGACGGAUGGAUCUGGUGGCCUCGAAGAUUCUGAUUUUCUGCUCACCCUUCAUCUGGAAUUCUUCCGCCAAAAGCUUGGCUGGAUCCGAGAGACUGUAAGGGCAUUGCCAAAUGUAUUCACGUAG